Molecule: messenger RNA, 883 nt
Organism: Arabidopsis arenosa
Lineage: Eukaryota; Viridiplantae; Streptophyta; Magnoliopsida; Brassicales; Brassicaceae
Source: the annotation of a GenBank genome assembly
UUAAAAUAUUAAAAUUCUAUAUGGUCAGAGUAGUCCUAUCAUGGAGUUACCCUGGUUGAUUAGCAUUUCUAGACAGAACCAUGAAGAAAAAGUUCUUGUGAUCGCUGAAGAUUACGCUACUUUGUACAAAGUCAACGAAAAGUGGCCUGGUCAUGCUGUUCUCAUUCCUCCAGCGUUGGAUCCUCAAGCCGCACACAAAUUUGGUUCCCAGGGUUUCUUCAAUCUGACAUCUCGGAGGCCACAACAUCUCUUGAACAUUUUGGAGCUAGGUUACAAUGUUAUGUACAAUGAUGUUGAUAUGGUCUGGCUACAAGAUCCGUUUCAAUAUUUACAAGGAAGCCACGACGCAUACUUCAUGGAUGACAUGAUUGCGAUUAAGCCUUUGAAUCAUUCCCAUGGUCUACCACCUCUGAGUCGAGGCGGAGUGACUUAUGUAUGUAGCUGCAUGAUUUUCUUGCGUUCCACGGAUGGCGCAAAGCUUCUAAUGAAGACAUGGGUUGAGGAAAUUCAAGCUCAACCUUGGAAUAACACCCAAGCAAAGAAACCACAUGAUCAGCCAGCUUUUAAUCGGGCGCUUCACAAAACAGCUAAUCAGGUAGAUGUCUACUUGCUUCCACAAUCAGCUUUCCCAUCAGGAGGAUUGUACUUCAAGAAUGAGACAUGGGUUAAUGAGACAAAGGGGAAACAUGUCAUAGUUCAUAAUAACUACAUUAUCGGUUAUGAACGGAAAAUGAAACGCUUUCAAGACUUUAAUCUAUGGCUAGUCGAUGACCAUGCCCUCGAGUCCCCGCUGGGCAUAUUAAAGUAAAAAUUUGAAUGCACCAAAAAAAUUCCCUCUCUCUUUUUGAUGUUAUCUUGAGACUAAUCAAUAUCUAUUCUUUGC